AUGGCCAACCAAACCCCUGCCGUUGUCAUGGACAACACGUCCUCUUCCACGCGCGCCCGUCGCACCGUCGCUGACCAUCUCGCCCUCCUCCUUUUAGGGUUUGCCGGCAACGAUUCUCCCUCCUUCGUCUUCCCGACGGCGAUUGCGACAAAAGGCCCUGCUGGCGGUAGUGGAGGGUCUGGUUCCAGCAGACCAGCGGUUGCGAACAAGCCUUCCUUCCUCACCGGCGGUGCUGGUUCCGGGGGUCAUCUAUCUAUGAAACGGGGCACCGAAGACCUGGACUUCUUCAUUGGUGACGAGGCUAUCGCGGCAUCAAGUGGUCCAGGCUACGGUCUGCACUAUCCCAUACGACAUGGUCAAAUAGAGAACUGGGUACAAUCCUCGCUGUUUGUCGGUAUCUAUCGAUUCUGGUCCAACUCCAUCUUCAAGUACCUGCGAGUCGAGCCCGAGGACCAUUACUUUCUCCUGACUGAGCCUCCCCUGAACCCACCCGAAAACCGAGAGAAUACGGCCGAGAUCUUCUUCGAGUCUUUCAACUGCGCAGGUCUUUAUAUCGCUGUUCAGGCUGUCCUUGCCCUCGCCGCAUCUUGGACGUCCUCAAAGGUCUCGGAUCGGUCGCUGACCGGCACUGUCAUCGAUUCCGGUGACGGUGUCACACACGUCAUUCCUGUUGCUGAAGGUUACGUGAUAGGCUCAUCGAUCAAGUCUAUCCCCAUCGCCGGCCGAGAUAUCACCUACUUCGUACAGUCGUUGCUCCGUGACCGUGGUGAGCCGGACAGCUCGUUGAAGACCGCGCAAGAAAUCAAGGAGGAAUACUGCUAUGUAUGUCCCGACAUCGUGAAGGAGUUUUCCCGGUUCGAUCGCGACCGCAGUCGGUUCGCCAAGCACGUGGUCAAGCAUCCCGGCGGCCGUCAAGUCACCGUCGACGUCGGAUACGAGCGCUUCCUCGCCCCCGAGAUCUUUUUCAACCCCGAAAUCUACUCUUCCGACUUCCUCACUCCACUACCCGUCGUUGUCGACACCGUCAUCCAAUCAAGUCCCAUCGACGUUCGACGAGGACUGUACAAGAACAUUGUGUUGUCAGGAGGAAGUACUCUAUACAAGGAUUUUGGGCGAAGAUUACAGCGAGACAUCAAACACCUGGUCGAUGCAAGAAUCCGCGCCAGUGAGGUUAAGAGUGGUGGAGCGAGGAGCGGGGGCUUGGAGGUACAAGUCAUCUCACACAAGCGGCAACGACAUGGUCCAUGGUUCGGAGGCAGCUUAUUGGGACAGACGCCCGAAUUCAGAUCGUAUUGUCACACCAAGGCCGAGUACCAAGAAUACGGGCCCGGGAUCGUACGGAGAUUCGCUCUACUGGGCGGACCUGGUGGUUCAUAA
Molecule: messenger RNA, 1377 nt
Organism: Anthostomella pinea
Lineage: Eukaryota; Fungi; Ascomycota; Sordariomycetes; Xylariales; Xylariaceae
Source: the annotation of a GenBank genome assembly